UGUACCCAUGGGCACUGAAUCUAUGCAUGUUGGCGCCAUUUUGGAGCUAGGAGGGGGAAGAGAGCUGCAGAGGAGGACACGAUUUAUCACAAUUCACCGUAACAGGCAGUAAAGAGCUAAAGAGGAUGGCUCACUCUAAAGCUCGAGCCACAGACGGGAAGGUGACCUACCCUCCGGGGGUCAAGGAGAUCUCUGACAAAAUCUCCAAGGAGGAAAUGGUCCGCAGGCUCAAGAUGGUUGUGAAGACCUUCAUGGACAUGGACCAGGACUCUGAGGAAGAAAAGGAACUCUACCUGAACCUGGCCCUUCACCUGGCCUCAGAUUUCUUCCUCAAACACCCAGACAAAGAUGUGCGCUUGCUAGUGGCCUGCUGUUUGGCAGACAUAUUCAGGAUUUACGCCCCGGAGGCGCCCUACACCUCCCCAGACAAAUUGAAGGAUAUUUUCAUGUUCAUAACAAGACAACUGAAAGGACUGGAGGACACUAAAAGUGCGCAGUUUAACAGAUACUUUUACCUGCUGGAGAACAUAGCUUGGGUGAAGUCCUACAAUAUUUGCUUUGAGCUUGAAGACAGCAAUGAGAUAUUCACCCAGCUUUACAGAACACUCUUCCAAGUCAUCAAUAACGGUCACAAUCAGAAAGUACACAUGCAUAUGGUGGACCUGAUGAGCUCCAUCAUCUGUGAGGGAGACACUGUGUCUCAGGAGCUGUUGGACACUGUCUUGGUCAAUCUGGUGCCUGCACACAAGAAUUUGAAUAAACAAGCAUACGACCUGGCCAAAGCUCUGCUGAAGAGGACUGCUCAGGCCAUUGAGCCUUACAUCACCAAUUUUUUUAACCAGGUGCUGAUGCUGGGAAAGACUUCUGUCAGCGAUCUCUCUGAGCAUGUUUUUGACCUCAUCUUGGAGCUUUACAACAUAGACAGCCACCUGCUUCUGUCAGUGUUGCCGCAGUUGGAGUUUAAGCUCAAGAGUAAUGAUAAUGAUGAGAGGCUGCAGGUGGUGAAGCUGCUAGCGAAGAUGUUUGGAGCCAAGGAUUCUGAGUUGGCUGCACAGAACAAACCACUCUGGCAAUGUUACCUGGGCAGGUUUAAUGACAUCCAUGUGCCUAUCAGACUGGAGUGUGUUAAGUUUGCAAGUCAUUGUCUCAUGAACCACCCAGACCUGGCUAAAGACCUCACAGAAUACUUGAGGGUCAGAUCGCAUGACCCAGAAGAGGCCAUCCGCCAUGAUGUCAUCGUCUCUAUAGUAACUGCUGCUAAGAAAGACCUGUCCCUUGUCAAUGAUGCUUUGCUUAAUUUUGUAAAGGAGAGGACCUUGGACAAGAGAUGGCGUGUACGUAAGGAGGCUAUGAUGGGUCUGGCAUCAAUCUACAGAAAGUAUGCACUGCAAGGAGAGGGAGGCAGGGAGGCCUCUAAACAGAUUUCCUGGAUUAAGGACAAACUGCUUCAUAUCUACUACCAGAACAGCAUUGAUGACAGGUUGCUGGUGGAGCGAGUCUUUGCCCAAUACAUGGUUCCUCAUAACCUGGAAACCACAGAAAGAAUGAAGUGUCUUUACUACUUGUAUGCUACCCUCGACACAAAUGCUGUCAAAGCUUUGAAUGAGAUGUGGAAGUGCCAGAACAUGCUAAGACACCAUGUCAAAGACCUGCUAGACCUGAUCAAAAAACCGAAGUCUGAAGCUUCCAGCAAGGCCGUAUAUGCCAAAAUCAUGGUGAUCACAAGAAACCUGCCAGACCCAGGAAAAGCUCAGGACUUUGUCAAGAAACUGGCUCAAGUCCUGGAUGAUGAUGAGCGGAUUAGAGAUCAGUUAGAAACCUUGGUCAGCCCCGCCUGCUCUUGCAAGCAGGCUGAAGUCUGUGUGCGGGAUAUCACUAAAAAACUUGGCAGCCCCAAACAACCCAGCAAUCCAUUCUUGGAAAUGGUCAAAUUUCUACUGGAGAGGAUUGCUCCAGUUCACAUCGACACGGAGUCCAUCAGUGCAUUGAUAAAACAGGUAAACAAAUCUAUAGAUGGGACAGCUGAUGAUGAAGAGGAGGGUGUUCCCACUGAAGAGGCCAUCAGAGCAGGACUAGAACUACUAAAGGUCCUGUCCUUCACACACCCAGUGUCGUUCCACUCUGCAGAGACCUUUGAGUCUUUGUUGGGCUGUCUGAAAAUGGAUGAUGAGAAGGUGGCCGAAGCUGCGCUUCAGAUCUUUAAGAACACAGGCAGCAAGAUGGAAGAGAGUUUUCCCCACAUCAAAUCUGUUUUACUGCCAGUACUGCAAGCAAAAGCUAAGAGAGGACCCCCUCGCCAGGCCAAGUAUGCCAUCCAUUGCAUCAAUGCAAUGUUCAGCAACAGAGACACACACUUCGCCCAGAUCUUUGAGCCCCUGCACAAAAGCCUGGACCCUGCUAACCUGGAGCAGCUCAUCACUCCUUUGACCACACUGGGUCACCUGGCCCAGCUGGCCCCAGAGCAGUUUGCUGCACCACUGAAAUCUCUUGUCGCCAACUUCAUUGUGAAGGAUCUGCUCAUGAAUGACAGGAUCCAAGGCAAGAAGACAACCAAACUUUGGGUUUCUGAUGAUGAAGUAUCUCCAGAGACUCUAGCUAAGAUCCAGGGUAUAAAGCUGAUGGUGAGGUGGCUCUUAGGAGUGAAGAACAACCAGAGCAAAUCAGGCAAUUCAACUUUGAGGAUGCUGACUGCUAUUCUGCACAGUGAUGGAGACCUAACUGAGCAGGGCAGGAUGGGUAAACCAGACAUGUCAAGGCUGCGGCUGGCGGCAGCAUGCGCCUUGCUGAAACUGGCACAAGAACCCUGCUAUCACGAAAUCAUCACAUUGGAGCAAUAUCAGCUCUGUGCUCUCGUCAUCAAUGAUGAGUGUUACCAGGUGCGACAGUGUUUUGCCCAGAAGCUUCAUCGCGGCCUGUGCCGCCUCCGUCUGCCGCUGGAAUACAUGGCAGUGUUCGCUUUGUGUGCCAAGGACCCCGUUAAGGAGAGGAGGGCUCAUGCUCGCCAGUGCCUGGCGAAAAAUGUGAACAUACGCAGAGAGUAUCUCAAACAGCAUGCAGCCAUCAGUGACAAGUUGUUCUCUCUGUUGCCGGAGUAUGUGGUGCCCUACACCAUCCACCUUCUGGCACAUGAUCCAGAUUAUGUGAAAGUACAAGACAUCGAACAGCUGAAAGAAAUCAAAGAGGCUCUGUGGUUUGUCCUUGAGAUUAUCAUGGCCAAGAAUGAGAAUAACAGCCAUGCUUUCAUAAGAAAAAUGGUGGAAAAUAUCAAGCAGACAAAAGAUGCCCAGAACCCCAGUGACCCCAAAACAAAUGAGAAGCUCUACACAGUGUGUGACGUUGCCAUGAACAUCAUCAUGUCAAAGAGUACCACCUACAGCCUCGAGUCCCCAAAAGACCCUGUGCUGCCCUCACGCUUCUUCACUAAACCAGACAAGAAUUUCAGCAACACUAAAAAUUACCUCCCACCAGAGAUGAAGGCGUUCUUCACCCCAGGAAAGCCCAAGUCGGCUAACGUUUUGGGUGCUGUCAACAAGCCCCUGUCAUCAGCGGGUAAACCGCUCCAGAGUAAAGCCUCUCGUAUGGAGACUACCAGUAACAACGACUCCUCAUCUAACCCAAGCUCCCCACAACGCAGCAAGAGCAGACAUGACAGCACAGAAAUGGAUCAUAGUGAAAAUGAGGACUUCAGCCUAAAGAGAGCAGACAGUGUUGAAAAGGAGAUGGAAAAGCCUCGUGGUCGUAAGCGGGGGGUGACCUCCAGUGAAGACCAGGAGAGCAAGCCAAAGCGUGGACGCAAGAAGGCGGCCGCCAACACAGCCCUGUCAGCUGAAUCCGAGGACCAGUGGGACGAGGACACUCGGCCGGAGGACGAACAGAACAGCCCACCAAAAAAAGGACGAAGGGGCCGGCCCCCAAAGUCCGCAACGGCUAGUCAGGACACACCUGUCAAGGGAAGAAGGGGACGAAAGAAGGCAGCUCCUCCACCAGAAGAAGAUGAAGAUGAGGAGGAAGAAGAGGAGAGGGGGGAUGAAGAAGCUGAGGAUGAAGAUGAGGAGGAUGACAGGAGCAGUGAAAACAUGGAGGUGAAGACUAAGGGAGGAAGACAAGCCAGGGCGCCACGGCGAUCUCAAGGCAGCUCUGAGUCGGCAGAGUCUACCCCACAGAAGAGACGAGGACGUCCACCCAAAUCAGCUCAGCCAGCUGCCAAGAAACCAACGCGUGGUGGCCGAUCAAAGGCCACUGCUGCAAAAGAUGACUCUGAGGAAGAAGAUGAAGAAGAGGAGGAGGAGCAGGAAGAUGAGCCAACACCAAGGGGUCGCAAGAAGGCAGGCGGGCGAAGAAGAUGAGCUGAAAACGAUGGAGGAUGAUAGCAGACAGCACGUCUCCUCUGAAAUCAAGGAGGAAUGACGCGGGAAAGAAAAUACGAACAUUGAACUUUUUAAACUUUUCAUAUGCCGACGCUCCUGCUGUUACACCAAUUUACACACUUGCUUAAACCACGUGCACACUACAUCAGAACAUCCGCACCGUCAGCUGUGGGUUGUUGCUUCGUGUUGCAUUGUGAUGAUGUUUCCCACAUUGAGUAGAAAUCAUUUUACCAGAAAAACAAAAAAAAAAACAAAAAAAAAAAAACCAAAAGGAAAAAAAACAUCACUGUAAAUAGUCUCUCUCGUCUGUUUCAUGUUCUGUUGUUGUGUUUGACGCUGACUGGGGGGGAUGCUGCAAGGCCUUUUCCCACUGAUUAUUAAAAUGUUCCCUUAAAGCAAUAUCGCUUAUCAAACCUCCCUCUGUGUCAUGCUUUUAAAAACAAAGAGAUUAACCAUCCACUUGAGGGGAGGUGGUGACAUGGUGUCAUUUUACCUUUUUAUUAAACAUGUUCUUGUUUACAACUCUGUAUAUGAAUACCCCCUUUUUUAACCAUGUAUUGACAUCUUUUUUUUUUUAUGUCUAAAUUGUCCAAAUGUAGAGCUGCUUCUGGAUAUUGUAGUGUGUGUCUCAUUUUUAGGUUUGUACUCACUGGUAGGAGAAAGUCUAGAGCAGCUGUGGUUGUUGUGUUUGUCACUGCUUAUUAACUUGGCUUCACCUCCACCCAGUCAGAUCCUCUGUUGUAUCAAUAUAAUUCUCUAUAAAACCUGA
Melanotaenia boesemani (Boeseman's rainbowfish) is the source of this 5136-nucleotide messenger RNA. It is a transcript of the gene pds5b, whose product is annotated as PDS5 cohesin associated factor B. Gene Ontology annotation, cellular component: nucleus; chromatin. Gene Ontology annotation, molecular function: DNA binding. The coding region runs from base 126 to 4346 and encodes 1406 amino acids. Lineage: Eukaryota; Metazoa; Chordata; Actinopteri; Atheriniformes; Melanotaeniidae. The record is from RefSeq and is a predicted model, not a curated record. Gene Ontology annotation, biological process: DNA repair; mitotic sister chromatid cohesion. The transcript has 35 exons.